AUGUCGGAGCAGUCCUUUGGGUUGGCCGAUGUUGAUGGAAAGUUACAAAUCGUGGCUACGGGAAGAGAUACGGCAGGGUGUUGGGUCACAGUCUCGGAGAGCGACGAGACCACGCCUGUCUGGAAGGCUCGGCGGCUCGAUGCCGAACUCAUGGUCGAGAAUGAGUACCUGCCGAGACUGUGGCAAUCGCACUUAAUACCUUCAGUAGGGCUCCUACCAGUGGCGAACUUGGGAAUAGGGGUAAAGCUGUCGCUGGGGGUCGAGGCGCUGAGACGGUAG
Messenger RNA from Podospora bellae-mahoneyi, 279 nucleotides. RefSeq lists its product as uncharacterized. The record is from RefSeq and is a predicted model, not a curated record. The transcript has 2 exons. Bases 1 to 279 code for a protein of 92 amino acids. NCBI's taxonomy places the organism in Eukaryota, Fungi, Ascomycota, Sordariomycetes, Sordariales, Podosporaceae.